AUGUAUUCUGAUGAGGAUAAAGUUCUCUCGCUUUGUUUUGUUAGGUCAUUGAUUAGAAUCAAGUACGAUGAUCAACAUCGGAAGUUUGCUCGUACUUUGCACACUUUUAGCUCCUACUUUGGGAGCUAAUAUUCUGUGUUUAACGCCUAUUCCAAGUUACAGUCAUCAUAUAUGGAACCGAGCAUGGAUGGAAGCGUUGGCCGCCAGAGGGCAUAAUCUGACAAUAGUAUCCGCGGAUGUCGAGAAGGAUGCUAAACCGAACAUGACCUAUAUCCAUCUGGAGAAGGCUUAUUCUUACCUAGCGGAAGCCUUAAAUCUGAACGAAAUGUCCGUUGCUAGUGCUUUCGGAGGAGUGCGGGAUCUGUACGCUUGGGGUACCGGGAUGUGUAAAGGAGUUCUCAAAUCCAAGGGAAUGGACACUAUCUCCAAUUAUCCGAGUGAUUUUCGUAUCGAUUUGGUAGUCGCCGAUAUCACUUUAGGGCCCUGCAUGUUGGGUUUACUCCAGAAGUUCGGCAAUCCUCCAAUUGUUGGGGUUACUGCUUACAACAAUCCUUCUUACACACCGGAUUUUGUUGGCGGCCGCAAGGACUAUGCCUUCGUGCCUUACGUUAUGCUAAACUACGAUUCAAAUAUGAGCUUCUUCCAGCGAUUGUACAAUUACAUAGUGUACACCUACGAUGACUACUACCGUCACAACUCAUUCCUGCCAAGAAUUGAGCACAUGAUGAGAAGUUACCACAAAAAAUCCUUGGAAAGUGCUUCAGAUUUGGAACGUCGCGUCAUGUUGCUGCUGGCCAACUAUCACUACGCCGUAGAUUAUCCGGAAUCUGUACCGCCAAAUCAUAUUCCAGUCGGAGGACUACAAGUUCGAUCGGCCAGGCCUCUUCCCUCGGAUCUAGAAAAGUUCAUCUUAGCCGGACAGAAAGGAACGGUACUUUUCUCGCUGGGAACUAACGUUAUGAGUAGCGAUCUCGGCGAAGAACGCAUCCGGAUGUUCGUGGACGCAUUUCGUCAACUGCCUCAAUAUAACUUUGUAUGGAAGUUCGAGGAAGACAUGGGUCUCGAGUUUCCGAAAAACGUGUUAGUCAAAAAAUUCUUGCCCCAGAAUGACAUCCUGGCCCAUUCGAAUGUGAAAGCUUUUAUGACCCUUGGCGGAAUGCUCAGUACUCACGAGGCAACUUGGCACGGAGUUCCGAUGGUGGGAAUUCCCUUUAUUUGUGACCAGUACAGGAAUUUACACAAAUCUGUACAAGCAGGAGUUGCAGUCAAGCUAGAGCACAACCAGCUUUCGGUUGAAAAAAUUAAAGCUGCCCUGCUCGAGGUGCUUGAAAAUCCAAAAUACCGGGAAAACAUGCGCAGACGAUCAUCACUUUUCCGCGAUCAACCCGAACAUCCGCUGGAUCGCGCAAUCUGGUGGAUUGAGUGGGCACUUCGCCAUCCUAAUUGCAACAGCAUUCAGUCGCCCUCGAAAUGGAUGACCUCUUGGAGCAGUCAACUUUACGACGUAAAGCUGUUUCUGAUCGGCGGUGUUUUGUGCCUUGCGCUACUCAUCAAAGCCAAAUUGUCACAGAUGCUAUCGUGUUCGUCAAGUUCAAGUGUACGCGGAGUCGUUCAAGAUAAGAAAUUAAAAUAAACUGAGUUAAAGAUA
Messenger RNA from Uranotaenia lowii, 1648 nucleotides. RefSeq names its product UDP-glucosyltransferase 2-like. Lineage: Eukaryota; Metazoa; Arthropoda; Insecta; Diptera; Culicidae. Gene Ontology annotation, molecular function: UDP-glycosyltransferase activity. The transcript is spliced from 4 exons. Bases 68 to 1633 code for a protein of 521 amino acids. The record is from RefSeq and is a predicted model, not a curated record.